This is a messenger RNA of Trichoderma reesei QM6a, 795 nucleotides long. RefSeq lists its product as uncharacterized. Bases 1 to 795 code for a protein of 264 amino acids. NCBI's taxonomy places the organism in Eukaryota, Fungi, Ascomycota, Sordariomycetes, Hypocreales, Hypocreaceae. The transcript has 2 exons. The record is from RefSeq and is a predicted model, not a curated record.
AUGUCGUCUGUUGAUGGCUGCUACAAUGCAGUAAGGCAAUCUCUGCCAGCAACAUCCCCUGGAACAAGGGCGUGGAAAAGCGAUGAAAAUACUUUGUUUUCUCCCCUCGCCUUGUAUUUUCGAGGAGAUGAAUUUCCCACGGAGAAGAAGGGGGAGAAAACCAUGAUUGGAGAGAAUGGUUGGCUUGAGUGUACAGACCAGAGCGACCCAAACAAGAACAAACAAACGCCUCAGAAGAAGACGGGCAUCUUGGAUGGCAUCCGAAAGAUUGCGAAGGACAUGAGCCGGCGAACUCUCCCAGCUUCGAAGGUAUCGGUGGGCACACAUGCCGCGGUUUCACUGGAUCCCAGGGAGCAGAGCCUCUUGUACUGUGAGCUCGAGUUCAACCUCACGACAGCCCUCAAUAUGUACAUCAGCGAAGAGCUCGACAAGGGCCACCUUUCUCCGGACCACCUGAAAAGGGUGUCUGAUGAAUGGCACCAGAAAGGCCGUCACAAAGUGGUCGGCUUCAGGUACGACCUCGAGACACAGCUGGAGCUCGUCAGUCUUCACAUCAACGACUUUAGCUUCUACGGCCGCCGGCAGGGGAAUACCACUAAGAUUGCGCUCCUGCUGAACGAAAUGAAGACGAAUGCGCGCAACAUGCGUGUCCGGACAUUCUGCCAGCCAGACACUACCGUCGCAAAGCAUCUCGUUGACUCGCAGUCGCUCUUUAACCUGAUCAACGCCUCGGCCAGUCAGCAGAUUGCACUAGCGGAAAUAGCCCGUUUCUUCAAGUUGCUCAUAAAGUCCUGA